Sebastes umbrosus (honeycomb rockfish) is the source of this 1082-nucleotide messenger RNA. Its product is annotated as odorant receptor 131-2-like. Gene Ontology annotation, cellular component: membrane. Gene Ontology annotation, biological process: G protein-coupled receptor signaling pathway. The record is from RefSeq and is a predicted model, not a curated record. The coding region runs from base 51 to 1022 and encodes 323 amino acids. The transcript has a single exon. Gene Ontology annotation, molecular function: G protein-coupled receptor activity. Lineage: Eukaryota; Metazoa; Chordata; Actinopteri; Perciformes; Sebastidae.
UUAUAAUAACCAUCUCGAUUUUAACGGGCUCCUAUAAAUGUGUCUCUAUUAUGUCGUAUGCAACUUCAUCUCAGACCAACAUCACAGUUGGACAACAGAAAUGGGGAAUACUGGAAAUUGUAUUGUUUUCUACUCAAAUUACAGUACCAUGCUGUGUGUUUCUCUUCAUUAAUGGGGUCAUGUUAUUCACCUUGAGGAGUAAAUUGGUCUUUCGUGAGACCUCCCGUUACAUUCUUCUGUUUAACCUCCUUUUUGCAGACACUGUACAGAUGGCACUGAGCCUGUUACUGUACCUACUGGCCACAUGUAAAAUAACAUUAACAUAUCCUGUAUGUGGUGUUCUUGCCAUGCUUGCUGAUCUCAUAAAUGUAAUCUCCCCUCUCAUACUAGUGCUGAUGUCUCUGGAGAGAUGUGUGGCUGUGUGCUACCCACUGAGGCACGCUACCAUCAUCACCAUCAGAAACACAGCAGUGGCUAUCAUUGUGGUUUGGUCCUUCAGUUCACUACAUAUCCUCACACAAGUUAUUUUACUGUUAGAUUUUCCAUUUCAGGACAUGGAGAGCCUGCAGAUGGAAAAGUUUUGUGCCCCAGAAAACAUGCUGCUUGGCCAAAUGUCUGAUGAUUAUAAAAAAGCGUUUUCUUAUUUUCUGUUUGUAUCAGCUGGUGUGGCAGUCACUUCCUCCUAUAUUGGUGUGGUCAUAGCAGCCAGGUCAGCCUCCACAGACAAAGCUUCAGCUCAUAAGGCUCGUAACACUCUGCUGCUGCAUCUGGUGCAGCUGGGCCUCAGUCUCUCUUCAACCAUUUACAACCCCGUGGUUUUCGCCAUCUCAAAAGUCACUGACAGAUUAGCAAUCGUGCGUAUCCGGACAAUUCUUUAUGUGUGUAUUAUCCUUUUUCCCAGAUGUCUGAGCGCUCUCAUCUAUGGCAUCAGAGAUCAGACCAUCAGAUCCAACCUGAAGUACCAUCUAUGUUGUAGACUGAAACUGUCGCUCAUCCCAGCCAAGGCUGAGGUCUCACCCUAGAAUACAGUGAAUUAUUCAACCAUUAUUCUCAUUUAAGAGAUGAAUAGUGAUUGGAAACAA